AUGGAGGAGCUGCCGCUGCCCGCCGGCGUCAGCCCCAGCACCUUCCCCGCCAAGCUGUGGCAGCUGGUGAACAGCCCCCGCGUCCGCUCCGUGCGCUGGGACGCCCGCGCCCAGGGGCUGCUCGUCGACCGGGCGCUCUUCGAGCGGGAGCUGCUGAGCGCGGGCGGCGCGGGCGGCGAUGCGGCGGCCCCGGGCGCCUUCAAAGCCACCAACUUCGGCAGCUUCGUGCGGCAGCUCAACCUCUACGGCUUCCACAAGACGCCGGUGCUGGCGGGGGGCGGUGCCGCGGGCCUGCCGGGCUCCGCCGGGGCCCUGCUCCGCUUCUGCAGCCCCUACUUUCGGCGCGACCGCCCCGAGCUCCUGGUGCACAUCAAGCGCCUGACCAGGGCCAACAGGGAGCGGAUGGCGGCCGGGCUGGAGGUGCGCAGCCGGCAGCCCAGCCGCUUCCAGCAGCUCCACAGGGACCGGCUGCUGCCGCCCGGGGCCGUGACCUUGAGCCAGAACCUCUUUACGUUGCCAGCCAGAGGUUUAAAUUUGUCUCCAGUCCCUACCACGUCAAGUCAAGGUGCUCAAGGCUGUGAGGCUUCUGCAGCACCUCCCAGUAAAGUGGUUGUCACUCCAGGGCUCCUCAGGUUUUCAGGGGAGGUCCCGAUCACAUCCAAAUCCACAGUGCAGCCUGUGCUCUUCCUGCCACUGCUUCACCAAAGGCCUCAAAGUGCUGCCAUGGCCCUUCCAGAGCACAGCAGCUGCACAGCUUCAGAGCAGAACUCACCAGCCUACAAUCCAGCAGCCUCUCUGGGGAGUUCAGCCCCCCAUUCUCUGACUGGCAGUGCUGGUUCUGCAGCAUCAACGACCUCCAGCUGGGCCUGUAAUCCCUCUGCUGCAGACGAGUGGGCAGGAGUAGAUCUGGAAGUUGUGUUUCAGAUGCUUGAGGAGGUACUUGCAUCAAACCUGCCUGAAAUGUUUCCCUUUCUUGAGGGGAAUAUUAGUGUUCCCUCUGAGUCUUCAGGAGGGGAGCCUGUGACCAAGGCUGCAGAAGAGAAAGCUCUACCUGGCAACAUGAGCAGUGGGAACAGUCCCCUGGAGCCAAAGGAGCCUGAGGUCCAUGAGCUGUACCUCGCCAGGAGAGCUGCUCUGCGUGGGAGGAAGCGACCGAGGGAGAGCCUGUGAAACAGGGCAGCUGGAAUCCCUCUGUAGAUAGUUAUAUUUAAAGAUGCGUAUAGUUACAUUUAUAUAUAUAGUUGCAUAGUUAUAUUUAUAGAUGUAUAGAGAUGAAA
This is a messenger RNA of Myiozetetes cayanensis, 1277 nucleotides long. RefSeq names its product heat shock transcription factor 5 (gene HSF5). The record is from RefSeq and is a predicted model, not a curated record. Gene Ontology annotation, molecular function: sequence-specific DNA binding; DNA-binding transcription factor activity. Gene Ontology annotation, biological process: regulation of DNA-templated transcription. Lineage: Eukaryota; Metazoa; Chordata; Aves; Passeriformes; Tyrannidae. The coding region runs from base 1 to 1170 and encodes 389 amino acids. The transcript has 5 exons.